Molecule: messenger RNA, 2334 nt
Organism: Talaromyces marneffei
Lineage: Eukaryota; Fungi; Ascomycota; Eurotiomycetes; Eurotiales; Trichocomaceae
Exons: 6
Coding region: 1-2334 (777 amino acids)
Biological process (GO): microtubule-based movement
Molecular function (GO): ATP binding; microtubule binding; microtubule motor activity
Source: RefSeq, a predicted model, not a curated record
AUGGAUGAGAAUUCAGUCAACAUGGAAUCACGACCAAUUAGCAAGUCGCGAAUACCGCAAGCUGGAUUGGCUGAAAUGAAUUCAGCGAAAACAAACUCGCGAUCUGGUUUGAAAGCCCCUGGGUUUGCUACUUCUGGAAUCAAGCCCUCAGGCAUUGCGAAAGGGGCCACGGCGAGCAAUCUCCAUCAACCGUCCGCAUCUACCUCCAGAAUACCCAAUGGCCCCCCACGUACUCACGCCAGAACGAACUCAUUUUCCUCGUCGGUCUCUACCCGGACGACCCAGUCUAGAACCACGUCGGCCUCUUCAUUUUCUCAGACUGUCGGAUCGGGCUGUCGAGCCGCGGCUUCGAGACCUCAGACAUCUAUGACACAGCGGAGACCGGGCGCAUCCUCCAUCGCGCGACCAUACACCUCACUCGAUACCCAUGAGGAGGAAUCACCGAGCAGCGUGCUAGGCAAAAGAAAGGCCUGGGAACAUGACACUAGGCUACAGGAACUCGAAAAUUUCGCGGACACAUUCUUCAGCAAAAUAUCUCAAGUCGGUCAGAACAGCGAUGUUAUGAAGGAUGCGAUCAAUUUAUACAAAUCACGAGUGGAGGAACUCGAAAAGAAUCGCGACGAGCUUUUGACCAACAAUUGUACGCUUCGUAUUGAGAUGGAAUCAAUGAAGAGUAAACUUUCAACCGCUGAGGAGGCGCUCAAAAUCGCGGAAACUGAACGCGAGAUUGCCGCGGACGAGCACGAGCAACGUUUGCGCAUCGAAAUCGACACCGUUCGCGAGGAAGGUCAAAAGCAAUUACAACAUUUGAUCUCUCAGCAUCAAAACGAAAUUGAGGAUCUACGACGGCGCCAUGACAGGGACCUCGACAGCGAACGCAGUACCUACCAACGAGAAAUCAGCCAAGUAACCUCACAGAACGCGCUCGAUACACAAAAAGUUCAUUUGGAAGUGGCGAACAAAGAUAGGCAGAUUGAAGCUCUCGAGCGUGAUUUGCGUGCCGCACAUGACGAUAUCGAGGCCGAGAAAUCAAAAAAUCGAGAACUUCGUGGCCACUUGGAUACCUCUGGUAGCAACACUUUGACUCUGGAAUCCUCAAUUCGCGCUCUGAAAGCAAGGAUUGAAUUUCUGGAAUCAGGCAGUCAAGAACAAUCUCAAGCGUUUGAGCGCCUUCAGAAACAGUUAGAAGACGCUCUUGCUGAGACCAAUGAAGCGAAAGAGAAGCUACGUAAGGAAGAGACACUUAGACGCAAACUACACAAUCAGGUGCAGGAGUUGAAGGGAAACAUUCGCGUCUUCUGUCGCGUUCGUCCACCUCUCAAUUUCGAGCCGGAGUCUGAUAUCGCUCAAAUCGAAUUCCCCGACGAUGCAGAGGAUUGCAAGGAAAUCGCAGUGAUGGGUCCCGAAGAGAGAAGCAGUCUUGGAACUAUUUCUCGGAAACAGAACGCCUUUUCCUUUGAUCGUGUCUUUGGCCCUAGUAAUCAGAAUGCCGACGUGUUUGAAGAAAUCAGCCAAUUGGUUCAAAGCGCUCUUGACGGCUAUAACGUGUGUAUCUUCUGCUAUGGACAGACUGGCAGUGGAAAGACACACACGAUGUCGUCUGCGGAUGGCAUGAUUCCACGCGCAGUCCACCAGAUCUACGAUACCGCAAAAAGCUUGGAAGAGAAGGGAUGGACCUACACCAUGGAAGGAAAUUUUGUCGAAGUCUACAAUGAAAACUUGAAUGAUCUCCUUGGAAAGGCCGACGAUUUGGAUAAGAAGAAACAUGAAAUCCGUCAUGACAUGCAGAGGUGCAAAACCACGAUCACGGAUAUUAAUACAGUUACACUCGAUUCUCCUGAGAUGGUCGAGUCGAUCCUCAAGCGAGCUGCUGCGAAUCGCUCCGUCGCAGCAACAAAAGCAAACGAGAGAUCUUCGAGAUCACAUUCCGUAUUUAUUCUGCGGCUAAUAGGCCACAACAAAGUAACAGGAGAACGGUGCGAGGGAACCCUCAACCUGGUUGAUCUCGCUGGUAGUGAACGACUUAGUCACAGCGGUGCAACGGGUGAUCGUCUGAAGGAGACACAGAAUAUUAACCGAAGUUUGAGCUGCCUGGGAGAUGUUAUUGGUGCAUUGGGCUCUGGCAAGGAAGGUGGACACAUUCCAUACAGAAACAGCAAGCUCACAUAUCUGUUACAAUUCUCGUUGGGUGGCAACUCGAAGACACUGAUGUUUGUCAUGGUCAGUCCUCUGCAGGCACAUCUUGGGGAGACCUUGACGAGUCUCAAAUUUGCAACAAAAGUACAUAAUACACACAUUGGGACGGCAAAACGUGUCUCAAAGAUACAGAAUUAA